UUUUAAAAGGGAAUCAAUAUUUGUCUACCAAAUUAAAGUCAGUGACUGAGCUCAAUAUAGCAUACUACCCAUACUACACAUGUGUCUAAAAGAUUUUUCCAAAUCUCCUUUUUAUCGUCUUGGACUAUCUUUAUUUGUCACUUAAACUUAAAGACUCCCAAAAGUGGCCAGAUAGAUUGAACCUGACUUGCACCCAAACAUUAUAAUGGUUAAUGGACCACCACAUGCUCUUUAAUUCUUCUUAAUGUGCAGACAAGAUAGUUAAUCCUUUCUGCUGUGCCUUAAAUUGUGCACAUAGUAAUUAAUAGCAACAAACGGAGUACAAAUAUGAAGUUGAACGCCUCUCUUCUUCUGUAUGUGAUGAACUGGCCUGUCAAGGCUUCACAAAAGGUAUCUGUUGAUAGGAAAGACGUUAGUGCUCAGUGACCUGGGUGUGGUGUCAUGAAUAGAAACCAACAUUUUUAAAAAUGGACAGUAAACUUGUAUGUUACGCUUAUAUAAAUCAAAUUAUUGUAUUUAUAUUACACCUCCUGAAUACAGCAGCUUGUAAACUUGCCGUAUUUUACUGCUGUUUUAAAUGCUAAAUGUGUCAGUAAUUCAAAACAUUUACGUUAAUACCUACUGUCGAAAUAAUCGUCUACUAUUAAGUGCACUCUGUCACUAAUAACAGUAUUAGUAGAUAGUAAAUACUAAAGUAAACACUAAUAGUAAACAAACUGCUGCGUUUUUCCAACCACCAAUGAGAGCGCCGUAUGUAUUUGAAUAUUGAGCAUGAUUGACACGUCUGUUGACCAAUGAGAAAGCUGAUAUCAGUUUGCAAAAGUUACGGUGCCAUAGUGACAAGAGAAUGACGCUUUGUAUUCCCAACAAUAGUGAAUGGCAGCGGUUCGAGGAGAGUUUCGAAAUAAACGAAGAAAACUUGGAAAUUAAAAAGAUUACCGGUUGGAUCCUUAGCAGUGCAGCAAGAUGAUUGUUCAUGGUUGGAAGUAUAUCGGAACGAAAGGACUAUACCAUUACAAAUUGUUACUAUUGUAAAUUCCAGCACCGAAAUGAGAGUUUUGAAGCCAGCUGAGUCAACAAUGAGGCAUCUGGACCGUCCGACCAGCCCGGCGGUCCGCAGGGUGGAGAUGGAGCGUGGCAAAGCUGGCUACGGAUUCACCAUUGCCGGCCAAGCACCUUGUGUCCUUAGGGGAAUAAUAAAAGGGAGUCCGGCGUACAGUGUCGGACUGCUGCCUGGAGACCGCAUCUUGCGUGCGAAUGAUACAGAUGUAUCUGAGGCGUCGCAUGAAGUUGUGGUGAAGCUGAUUGGUGCGUCAUCACGAUCACUGUGUUUGCUGGUCACAUCAGGUGACAGGCCGCCCAUGGCCUCGUGCUCCAGUGACAAGGAACUGGGUUGUCAGAGUAAGAGUACACUGCCGUGGCUCAAUCCUGGAGAAAAGUAUCCUUUCCCCAACAGUAGAGACAUUAGGGAGCCGAUGCUUCAGUCGGUUGGAAGUUUUGAUACUGUCUUUGAGAUCUCUGAUCAGGACACCAUGACCACCCAUCAAGAGAAGCAGAAAAAACAAAGACCUUUUUCUGAACCAGAAAUGUCUUAUUGGCUGCAGCAGCGAAGAUCAAAAAUCCACGCCUAUAGUCUUUCACAGGAGGACACGUCUCGAGUCGUAAGUGAGGAUUCUGUGUUUUCAGACCUUCAGAAUCAGAAUGAUUUUGUAUCUGACUCCAGCAUCCUGAACGUUGCAAUGAUUGUGGGAUACAUCAACUCCAUGGAACUGGAGCUAGUAAUGUCACAAUCUGAAGAGGAGGCAUUGCAAACCAUCCGUGAAUGCAUCAGUCAGAUCGGUAUUGAGCAGAAGACCCAUUCGCUGGUCAUGAUGAGGGUCAAAUGCAACUGUGUUCAGCUUUGUGAUGACCGAGAUGUCGUUCUAGCAUCUUACCCAGCGGAGGACCUGGCACUUUGUGUCAUUUGCACAGAGGACAGCAGGUUCUUUGGCCUCGUCUCGGUUGAUUCAACCAAAAAUAUUGACAAUGGGAUGCAGACAAGCACCCUGAAGACAUUAUGUCAUGUCUUUUUCAUAGAUCCGGAACUUUAUGAACACAAGGAGCACCAAAGCAUCAUAGGACACUUUGGGAUUCCCUGCACUCCGGAUCCAGACACUCAAGGCUGUUUGGAGUUUCCUCAAACUCCACACUCGAUUUCACACUUUGUGUCUGUCCUCUAUACCGACAUGGGAGACUAUAUCGAAAAACUGAGACUGAAACUUGACAGCGAGAAUCCUGAAGAAGAACCGCAAAGCACAUGUAACAAUGGCAGUGGCAGCGACGGUGGGAUUGGAAAUGCUUCGCCAGAGGAUAGAGACAGUCUCAGUGGCCAGUGGAGCUUAACAUCUCCAAACAUUCCCAACCCACCACCACCAUAUUAUUCCCAGCACAGGAACAACACACUUCUCAAACCGGAGUGCAGGUGCCUUCUGUCUGAACCGCUAACAGGACCUGUUCAACCUGUGACUCAAUCAGGUGUCUCAGCCAGGGCAGAUAGUUCAGCUUUUACUCCUCUUCCUCUUAGUAUACAAUCUAACUUGCCACCUAAACUGAGAACCAGUCAACGCAGACCUUCCACUGGCUUAAAGGCUCGCUGGCAGAAAUCUCGUCCCAACAGCACUGAAUGCUUGGUGGAGAGGGACAUCGAUGAGCCCACAAGUAAAAGCAGCACCCUUCCUCCUGCUAUGGAACAAAUCCCGACUCUCAGAUCGAUACCACUAGAAGAUCUCAAACAUCCUCAGAGAAGGAACUCCACCCCACAGCUGACCUCCAGGUUCUUCAGUAGUGCAGCCAAGAAUAAGGAUAGGGAAAAUAAGAGAUCCUUAUUUUGGGCACUCACAAGGGGACGUUCGUCUGUACGAAGACCAUCAGGUCCAGCUAAACGACUCAGUCUGGCUCAUUCACUAAAUGACCUUGAGUCGGCCGCAUCAGAUGGUGAGCGCAGUGGUCUUGAGCGUCAUGACUUCGGCAGUGUGAGCAGUUUGGAAAGCAAUAGUAGUCUGCCCAGCGUCACCAAACAAUUUCGCUUCUCAGAGCGCCGUGUUGCAUCAUGGGCCGACAGCUUUGAGCGUUUGCUCCAGGAUCCUGUGGGUGUCCGCUAUUUUUCUGAGUUUCUAAAGAAAGAGUUUAGUGAGGAAAACAUCCUAUUCUGGCAGGCCUGUGAAUGCUUUAGCCAAGUUCCAGAACAUGACAAAAAGCAGCUGUCUCAGAAGGCCAAAGAGAUCUACAAUUGUUUCCUCUCAAGUAAAGCUACCAUGCCGGUGAACAUCGAUAGUCAAGCACAACUUGCUGAUGAUGUCCUGACAGCUCCACAGCCUAACAUGUUCAAACACCCACAGCUACAGAUCUUUAACCUGAUGAAGAUGGACAGUUUCGCUCGGUUCCUGAAGUCCACUCUUUAUCAGGAGUGUAUGCUGGCUGAGGUGGAGGGUCGACCUCUCCCUGACCCUUGCCCGAUCCCAUGUAGCCCCGCCCCGUCCAAACACAGCUUCACCUCUGACCGUUCCACAUUCUCCAUGCCUAAAAAGGAAAACAGGAGGCCCAAAACAGGCAGGUCAAGUGAUGACCUCAGAGAGAAACUCUCAGAUAAGAAAAAUGGCUUCUUUUCCUGGUACAGAUAUCCAAGUAUUGGGAAAGGACAAAAGAAAAGAGACGCCCCAGAUUUACCUUACAACUGUAAUGGGUGGAGAGAGUCUCAGGGUUCACUGUCUUCUGGUGCGAGUCACGAGCUCAACACUUCGUCUUCCGGAGGAAAGAAUGAGCAGUGUGAGCCGAGAAGUUCUGGUUCUGUUUGGGAAAAGGACAAAGAGCGAUGUAGCAGGACGUGUACAGUAAUGCUACCCGACGGCUCUGGCUGCUCCAUUCCUCUACGACAGGGAGCCUCCAUCAGACAGGUGCUGCUGGAGCUCUGUCAAAAACAGCACAUCAACCUGGCUGCUGUCGACCUCUUCCUCACCGGAGGAGAGAAGCCUUUGGUGUUGGACCAAGAUAGUAUUACUCUCAGCUCCAGAGAACUUCGUCUUGAAAAACGCACUUUGUUCAGACUGGACCUGGUACCCAUUAACAGAUCGGUUGGGUUGAAAGCAAAGCCCACAAAACCUGUGACUGAGGUUCUGCGUCCUGUGGUUGCCAAGUACGGACUCCACCUUGGUGACUUGGUUGCCAGAAUAAGUGGACAGACAGAAGUUCUCGAUCUUGGAGUACCCAUAUCAAACCUUGAUGGCCUACGAGUUGUACUGGAAAGGGCUGAUCCAGCCGAAGACAAGUCUAAAACAUUCAACUCCAAAACACCAGCUGCCAAGAAAAGUCUGCCAAGAGAGAGAGAUGAAAGCUCGGCAGGAAAACCAUGGAAAGGAGAUGAUGAAGACGAGCAUCCCCGGACAGCUGCGUCAGAAAGGAAGAAAGGGAAAAGGAAUCAUAUAGAUGAAGCAGAGGAAUUUUUCGAGUUGUUGAGUCGUGCUCAGAGCAGUCGUGUCGAUGACCAGAGAGGAUUGCUGAGAAAAGAAGACCUUGUGCUUCCUGACUUUCUCAAUGUGGACCCAGAUCCCGAAUCCCAACCUCCUGCCUGCUCAACCCCCACCUCCCAUAAACCCGGCCACACCACCAUCACAACCCCCCGACCUCCUAAACCCAGCUCCUCGAACGGACAUCCCCGUGCACCAAGCCCUGACACGCCCUCUUUCACCACGACACUCUCCCCCAUCCUACACUCCUCGGGUCCGCAGGGUCAGGAAGAGGAAGGGCUGGGUGAUCUGACUCUUGUGGGGGAGGGUGACAUCAGCAGCCCUAACUCCACUCUGCUUCCGCCUCUGCCAAGCUCUUCGCCCCCUUAUGAGGGCUUCACUCCUCCGCCAUGCAUACACAGGCAUCCCAGCCCAGAUAUAGAAGAAGGAAACACACGCACUUCAGCUGUCAACAACCAUCCCUCUUCAACAGCCCAAGUGCUGGACAAGGGGGUCAGUGUGGAGAGGGUCAUUCUGGAGGACAGCUUUGAGGGUUACGCAGCAGAGCUUCGCCAGUGCCAGAACAAAAUGAGAAAUGGCAUUUACACCUCCACAGAUGCAUCCCGUCCCCUUAGCGGGGUGCUGGAAGUCAGCGAGAGUGACACAGUGCAAUACAAAGCAACAUUUGUCUGAAGGAAGCUGCUUGUUGGACAUUUUCAAAGACUGAUAUGAAGCCAAAAUGUGUAUGUGGAUAAUAUUGUGUAUGUUAAUAAUGUAACCUAUGACUGAAAAGGUUAUUCCUUAAUAUUUCUUAACUUUAGACUAUUCUUUAUUUAAUGAUAAUAAUAAUAAAAAAACAUCUGUGUUCAGUGUUAGGUUGGGAUCAUUGUGCACAUCAGAAUAUCAGUGUAACUAGUUGGGAAUUGUAGUGGAAGGUACAUGCAAACGGUUUCAGUAGAUAUAGUGGAACAUAGUCCACCAAUUCAGAUUAUUUCCUUUAAUUGGAAUGUUUUGUUUUUGGAAAUAUAAACACAUCUAGUCUUAUGUUAAACACAGAUUCAGUUUUAAAAGACACAAAAAUGUAU
This is a messenger RNA of Cyprinus carpio (common carp), 5566 nucleotides long. RefSeq names its product regulator of G protein signaling 12-like. Gene Ontology annotation, biological process: signal transduction. Gene Ontology annotation, molecular function: GTPase activator activity; protein binding. The record is from RefSeq and is a predicted model, not a curated record. NCBI's taxonomy places the organism in Eukaryota, Metazoa, Chordata, Actinopteri, Cypriniformes, Cyprinidae.